CUCUUUUCCCCCUCUCCCAGCCGAGCUAUGAUGUUGUCAAGCUUGGACAAUUAAUUGCUUCUGUGGUUCACAGGGCGAAGAGGAUGCAUGCAGAUAGGAAAGGAAGGAAGGCAGGAGGAGGGGGGGAGUCAGGCCGCAAGGCGGGCCUGCUGCAUGUUAGCCUUUAACCAGAGCUGACAGGCGGAGACAAGGGUGGGGAGGAGAGGGCAGUGGCAUGUUUCAAAGUGUGCAAUGAGGAGUUACCCUGGAAUGACAUCUGCCUUUCUGACAGGGGCUGAAUCUCCAGCAUGUCGGCCGCCAAGAUCCUGGACAAAGUCACUGGCUUGCUGACGGUCCGGAACGAAACGGUCCGGCAGGGAUUGGCGGAGGCCCUAGCAACUUUCCUCUUGAUGCUUUUUGGCCAGGGCUCUGUUGCUCAGGUGGUAUUGGGCAAGAAGAACUUUGGGGAAUACCUGAGCAUCAAUCUGGGAUUUGGAUUUGGUGUCAUGUUAGGCAUUCAUGCAGCUGGUGGAAUCUCAGGUGCGCAUAUGAAUGCAUCAAUAACAUUUGCCAACUGUGUCACAGGAAAACUUCACUGGCACAAGCUUCCGGUGUAUGUGACUGGCCAGUUCCUGGGAUCCUUUCUGGCUUCUGCUACUAUUUUUGCACUGUACUAUGAGGCUCUGCAGGAUUACACUGGGGGGAACCUGACAGUUGAUGGGCCUACCGGCACUGCAGGGAUCUUUGCCACAUACCCAGCUCCACAUAUGUCUAUAUUUGGCGGAUUUGUAAAUGAGUUCAUUACGACAGCUGUGCUCCUGAUUGGCAUCCUCUCCAUCCACGACAUGAAGAACGCAGGCGCCCUCCCAGGCACCAACGCCUUUAUCACGGGGCUUCUAGUUACCGUGAUUGGCAUGUCCAUGGGGAUGAACACUGGCUAUGCCAUCAAUCCUUCCAGGGACUUGCCACCUAGGAUCUUCACAGCCAUUGCCGGCUGGGGGCUGGAGGUCUUCAAAGCAUCAGAUUGUUGGUGGUGGGUCCCGGUUGUUGCACCGACGUUGGGGAGCCUCGCUGGCAUCUUCAUCUACAACAUCUUUGUUGACUUUCACAAUCGUCCUCAGUCAAAACCCAGUGGGAACAGCGAGACUGGAAAGCAGGACUUAGAGUGUGCAAUGAGCUAUGAGCAACGACUGUGAUAACCGAACUCUUGCCAAUUCAAGGCUGGAUUUAUGACCCUCAGGUGCUGCUUUCAACAGGUCACGAUUUCUGAGCAUUCAUUUGGGUGUCACUCUACGUAUUUAACACGUACUUAGUAAACAGAGGGGACCUUCUUGGAAGAAAAAUAAGGGGAGUGUAUCUGUUGGGCAGCAUGGAAGACUGGAGAUCACCUGCUCAUAUUUGGACUGUGCCCUGCAAUUAGAUGAGCACUGCUCCUCCCACGCAGUUGUUGGCAACUGCUGCGCUUUGAAUCACUGUGCGCAGGUAAGAGCCUUGCAGAAAUCUCUUUAGGCAGGGAUUCUCAAACCCUGUGCUAUGAAAGGUGUGCCUUGGGAAAAUACACUUUCAUGUUGUGUGCAUCCACUGCUCUAGGGGUGUGUCUGCAUGUGACCCAUACACAGCAUCAAUUUGUGCCUCUUCACCCCAAAAUGACACCAUUUUCAGGCAUCACUAUGCACUGGGAUCCCCAGUGCUGCCUUUGCUGCAGUCAGCGUUUGCAGAAGAAUACUAGAAGUAUCAGCAUCACCCAGAAAACAAAGUCCCAUCCUGAGGCAUGACAGGGCAAAGAGGAAGGGCAAUGUGACAGCAGGCGGCUGCAAAGAGAUAGCUGCCCAUUGUUCUAGGAACUGGUGGAGAAUACAGACAGAAGAAGCUGCCUUAUGUCCUUGGCCCAUCUAGCUCAGUAUUGACUACCCUGGCUGGCAGCAACUUUUCAGGGUUUCAGCCAGGGGACAUUCCCAGCCCUACGUGGCAGAGCAUAGCCAUCAUGGCCGGUAGCCACUGACAGCCUUCUCCUCCACGGGUUUGUCCAAUUCUCUUUUAAAGCCAUCCCAACUGGAGGCUGUUGUUACUUCUUGUGGGAGCGAAUGCCAUAGUUUAACUAUGCACUGUGUGAAGGAGUAAGCUUCUUUUAUCACAGAACAAUUAACCCAAUUCUUUCCUUGUAGACAGUAGUCCAAACUGCCCCCCCAAAAACCCCCAAAGUGAUGGGUGAACUGCAUGCAACAACCAACACAGGCAAUGGGCACCUCUUGAACAGGACAUACAAUCAGGCAUAGGACUCUUGCCUGUAUCUCAAGUGAUCUAGUAUUGUCUGCUCCCUGACUCAAGGGGAAGCACUGUCCUAAGACACAAAGGGGGGUGCAUAAGUACAGAAUCACACCCUAAGUCAGAGAUAGGUAGCCUGUGACUCUCCAGGCACUGUUGGACUCCAUCACCCGAAGCCAGCAUGGCUGAAGGUCACGGAUGAUGGGAGCUGUAGUCCAAAACGUCUGGAGGCUAACAUGCAGAGAACACCCCUGGUUAACUGUGGCUGGCAGUUAACCUAAAUCCCAGGCAGAGGUCUUGCCCUAGCCCCUUCUCCUUUAUCUGUUUUUGAUCAGAGAUGGGGGGAGGGGUUGAAGCAGGGCCCAUUGGCAUGUAAUGGCUGUGCUCUGCUGACCUACAGAUCUUCCAGCUGCAACCAUCAAAUUGCCACGUUCUUUGCCACAACAGGCCAAUCUGCAGAUUACUUUUCUGCAUCCGAGGUUGUGUUCAAGAAGGAUUGGGCCACACUUCACGUGAGAUUUUGUUUAUGAUUAGGAAAGCAAUCCAUUUGACUGCUCCCCACCCCCUGCCUACACAACCAUUUCCUCCCUCUGGUUGUUUUGGCCUAAAACUCCCACCAGCCCCAGCCAGCAUGGCUGCUGGUUAGGGGAGGCUGUUCAAAGGAUGCUUCCAGGGGAGGCUUCUCUCUUUCUUGGUGCAUUUAAUCAGCUCUCUAUAAAAAAUGGUGUUGGCAAUGGUGGGGGGAGAUUCCCAGAAGGCAGCCCUGUGUCCAGUAUUUGCAUUCUAAUGCCUUGACGGGUGAGCAGCAUUCAUUCCAGUGAAGGAUGCCCGUAUGGACCGCAGUUGGCACAAAAGAAACUCAACCACAGCCUGAAGUCUUCUUCAAUAAAUACUUUAUAAAAUAAA
Rhineura floridana is the source of this 3150-nucleotide messenger RNA. Its product is annotated as aquaporin-7-like. NCBI's taxonomy places the organism in Eukaryota, Metazoa, Chordata, Lepidosauria, Squamata, Rhineuridae. Gene Ontology annotation, biological process: water transport; glycerol transmembrane transport. Bases 288 to 1175 code for a protein of 295 amino acids. The transcript has 6 exons. Gene Ontology annotation, molecular function: water channel activity; glycerol channel activity; urea transmembrane transporter activity. Gene Ontology annotation, cellular component: plasma membrane; basolateral plasma membrane. The record is from RefSeq and is a predicted model, not a curated record.